This is a messenger RNA of Lineus longissimus, 2583 nucleotides long. Its product is annotated as cysteine-rich protein 2-binding protein-like. The coding region runs from base 148 to 2406 and encodes 752 amino acids. Gene Ontology annotation, molecular function: histone acetyltransferase activity. The transcript is spliced from 15 exons. The record is from RefSeq and is a predicted model, not a curated record. NCBI's taxonomy places the organism in Eukaryota, Metazoa, Nemertea, Pilidiophora, Heteronemertea, Lineidae.
CGACGAUUUUCAAUGGAAGAAAGAAAAAGGAAAAAGUUAAAUUUAGUCUAAUAAAGCGUUCAAAGUGGUGUUAGUUCACGCUUAACUGAGUGGCAGACGUUGUGAAUCUAUUUACCAAACAGCUAGGAGAAGAGCAAAACUUUCAAGAUGUCGCCAACAACUUUCUGCUACUGCUGCAGUCAAGUCAAAGAAGCAAUAAUGCUCGAAUGUACAAAGUGCAAGAAGUUAUUUCAUCUUGGUUGCCUGCAGACAGGUAAACCCAGUAGCCUGGAAGGGGAUGCAUUCUUCGAGUUCUUGUGCUCAGUCUGCAGUCCCACAGGUGGAGAGGAAAUCAAGAGGAUGAAACUGUCGUGGUUACAGGUUGUUAGUUUAGCCCUGUAUAACCUGCAUCUGGGUGGAUCAGGAAAGAGGGGUUACUUCCGUUGGAAGGAGCACAUCUGCGCCUUCAUUGACAAACAUUGGACAGCUCUCUUUGGGAUGACAAGGAAAAAAACGACCACAUGGCAUGGUACCGUAGCAGGUACCUUAUCAUCCGGUUGUCCACAGUACUUCCGCUCCGGUGCACAGGAGCUGAAAGAAUCCGGUUGGUGGAGUGCUGCGGAGGUAAAGCCCCCUCCGAUCGAGACAGAAAUCAAACCGAAAUCGACACGGCCAGUCAGAACGCCCAAGCUUGUUGAAUCGCCCACGCCAAAAGUUGAGGGUCUGCGGACUCGAAGGAACAAGACAUCGAUACAAGCGGCAAUUGAAAUAAAAGCCAAUCGCUCGACUACGAUGGAAGCAAAAGAUAUCAGGAAGAAGAAAGCCGCUGAAGCUGCAGGAUCUUCCCCACCAGCGGAGCCACUGCUCCCCAUGGUCUUCCCCCAGAAUACUCCUACAUGUAUCAAGACGGAACCAAAGUCACCAGUAUUGAGCAGUCCAGACACUGCGGAGCCACCUCAAGUGGAUUCAUCUGUAAAAUCAGAGGGAGAUAGCUAUGAUUUUGAUUUCAUAGGCCCUGUGAAAAAGGAAGUGAUGUUUUCGGAGCAGGAUCUCAUUCCAACAGAGCGUGUCCCCAUGUUGCUGCUGGCAGGGGACAAGGACAUGGAGAGCGACAGUGAUAUUGAAGUUGACCCCUGUUCCAUCACGCCCACGGCCUCACCCAUUAACAUGUCGAGCAACCCUGAUAUCGAUGACAUCUUGGCAAGCCUUGGUGAUCACUCUCGGCCUUAUAAUCACGAAAACAUCUCACCAGCGAACAUUUCAGACAUCGCUCCAUCAGCUGUCAACGAGGAUAGCCAUUUCCCAACAGAAUUCGAUAGCAUUAUGAGCGACGAUCAGUCACCGUCAGUUGCGGACCUCUCCGAUGCUGAGGGCGAAAGAAGUGAUGUCAGUCGGAAGAGAAAAUAUGACGAGGAAGAGAAUGAUAAGACUUUGGAGAAGUUUAAACCUGAAUGUGUUCCAUUGAGUCUUUAUGAAGAGAAACAGCUGUUGAAAAAGCUGAACUCCAUCGGCGAUGUUGUCUUCUCCAGACCUGAACUCAAUCGGCUGAGGAGGAAACUCAUGGUGAGACAGAUAAAACGAGAGAGAGGACUUCCGCUGUUUGACCUUGAUGCCCAUGUACAACACAUCAUUGGAUUGGAUGAGAAGAAAGCGAAAGCUAAUAUGAUGCAGGAUGCCAUAAACCGCUGGAACGUCUAUAACGUCCCGUCAACGCAGCCAGCCACAGACAUCCGUGUCCUUGAUCGAUUCCAGUGUGCCCUACCGACCAUCCGGACAGCUUCAUCACAGAAGGUCACCUUUCAUAACAGACUGGUUGGCUUCAAUGAUGACCAGUUACAAAGUAUAUGCAGUCCCUACACAGCAAGAAUGCUCAAACCGUUUAUUCGGAGAGACUACGAAAGUAGGCCUCUGAAGAUGAGACUUUUGGAAGAGAUUAGAACAUAUCCUCAUCGGAAUGACCCGCACUGGAAACCACCGCCCAUGCCUCCAAUAGACUACUGCUACGUGAGACCAGAACACAUUCCAUCCGUGAAUGUACUCUGCAGGGAGUUCUUUUGGCCGGGUAUAGAAUUAUCAGAGUGUCUACAAUAUCCUGAUUUCAGUUGUGUGGUGCUCUACAGAAAAGUGGUGAUCGGCUUUGCCUUCAUGGUGCCGGACGUUAAAUAUAAUGAGGCGUACAUCUCAUUUCUCUUUACUCAUCCCGAGUGGAGGUUUGCCGGGAUAGCCAAGUUUAUGGUCUACCAUCUUAUUCAGACUUGCAUGGGGAAGGAUGUGACACUCCACGUGUCUGCGACAAACCCAGCCAUGAUGCUGUAUCAAAAGUUUGGCUUCAAACCGGAGGAGUUUAUUUUGGACUUUUAUGAAAAAUAUUACCCUUACGAUGCAAAGGAUUGCCGACAUGCAUUAUUCUUACGUCUUCGCCGGUAGUCUUGCGGGAAAGAAGGCGUGAGGGAUUUUGAGGACAAGUACUUCGCUUUGGUCAUUUUUGUAUCAAGUGUAGUACAAAAAUAUACCGUAGAGCUAUUUAUUUUCAUUAAAUAGGUACAGCCCAGUGAAAUGAAAUUUUUACUACUGUAUAAAGAAUGUGUUAAAAAAUAAAGGUAU